This is a messenger RNA of Leptinotarsa decemlineata (Colorado potato beetle), 4534 nucleotides long. RefSeq lists its product as uncharacterized. The record is from RefSeq and is a predicted model, not a curated record. Lineage: Eukaryota; Metazoa; Arthropoda; Insecta; Coleoptera; Chrysomelidae.
GUCUGGAAUUAGCCACGCCCGUGUUGGAACAGCAAAAUCCAUUUGCCCAGGUAAAGCCCCACCCACAUUUACUAACAAUGAGCAUGUCCUGGCUUUUGGCUGGUGCUUUGCCUCCUAUCUAUUCACGACCUCAGAGAGGACAUUCUCCAAGCAACAGUGGUGUUGGAUUGGCUAAGAUGUCUUUCCUAGCAAAACUUGUAUGUGCAAUUCCUUCCCAUUGGGCACUCCUGUAUGAUUCUGAUGAGAUGGGACUGGGUGCCAACAGAUUUUUGCAUCACGUUCUUAACUAUAGAGGCCCAACAUUGAUUCUUCUGAGGGUCCAAGAUGGCCAAAAGUUUUGCAUAGCUUCUCCCAACGAGUGGAAGGAAUCCCAUCAUUAUUGGGGAGGCGAGGAGUGCGGUGUGUUUCAGUUACUACCAAAAUUUCAAGUAUUAGAGAGAGGUUCAAAAAUGAUCUACUUAAAUUUGAGUGUGAGAGGUUAUCCUCAUGGCCUUAGAGCAGGAAAAGAUCCCAGAGCACCUAUCUUGAGCAUCGACGCAGGGUUUGAGAAGGUUGAGUGGCAAAAAAUCCCGUACUAUUUAGAAUGUAUUGAGGUGUGGGGAUGUGGAGAUCAGGUGAGUCGAGAAAGACAGUUGGAGGUGAAAAAAUGGGAAGUUAAAGAAGCUGAAAGACAACGUACAGUGAAGCUGAGCGCUGCUGACUGGCUGGACCACCCCGACCGUUAUUUGCUGGAACUUGCUGGACGGCCUCAAUACCACCAAAAUUGAACUCAUAAAGAAAGAAAGUAAGAGUCAAAUGUUUAGGAACAAAUUUUUUGCACAAGGUUACUAGCUGUUAUAUAUGCAGUUAGCUCCUGUGAUAUAUAUUUAUAUUGAAGGGUCUAUUUUCAAUUGUGGAAGUACUUAGAUAGUUUCAUAAAUAACCAAUAUAGUUUACCAAGAAUUAAUACUUCAUGUAAGUUUUCACUAUAUCGAUUUUUAUGAUUAUUUGAUGCAGUUGGUAUAAUAAGACUGUAAUAUGGGGAAAGUUGCUCCAGUAGAAAGUAAUGUAUAUUUAUUGUUAUAUUCCAUUUGUGGAAUGUUGAAUAGUAAAAUUGGCUGGCUAAAAUAUCAACUAUUAGAGAAUUAUUGAACACGUUAUUACUAUAAAUGGCUGCUAUAGUUGAACAUCUGUAAUUGAUCACUGCACUUCAGUUUAUAAGAUACCUAUCCUUCUUGAAUUUGUAAUAUUACAUAGAUACGAUGGAAUAUAUUUUGAAUACAAUUAAUAUAUUCAACAUGAGAGUACAUUUUGAUUGGUUGAUAUUUUAUUCAGGCAUUGCUAACAAUACGUACUUCAUUCAGCUACUUAAAGAAGUGAGACUAUCUUAUACAGGGUGAUGGCAGAUAUAAUUCAAAACAGAAUUUCCCCUAUUUAAAGUUACUAUGGUAACAAAUAAUACUUUAGUUGGCUGUAUAUUGUAACUGCAUUAUUUAUACUUUUCAAAUAUGUUAAAUGAAAAGCUUGCAGGUUACAGUGUUUGCAUUAAGAUUGUAAUGUAGGUUUCAGUAUUUCAACUUAUAAAAAGUAUAUAAAAAUAAUAUGCUUUUUCUCAACUUUAUCGCCGAGAUUCUUGGAAUGAUGAAGAGAUGUAUAUUUGCCAUGAUGUUGUGCCUUUGUACUUUUAAAAUGCUCAAGAACUUAUUGAAAUGUUAAUAGUAUAGCAUUAUUAAUUUUUCUGUGUUGCAUAAACAAAAUUGAAAAUUAUUUCGUGAAUUGGAGUAUAUUGUGAAUAUUUCUUCAGAACCCAAAUAUUUUUACAGAGUAUAUUAAACAUAUGUUGAAUCUAUUCAAAAUUACCGAAGGUAGAAAUAUCUACAGAAAUGAAGUUAUAUACUACUGACAGGAACACGCUUCUUCUUGCGCGAAUAAGUGACAAAAGGCGGCAGUCAUACUUGUUUAGUUCCAAAAACUGCACAUAUUUCUUCGAUUUUAGAUUGUAAAAUGUUCAAUAAUGAAAUCAUAUAUAUUCAGACUAUUUAUUCCUUAGUAAUUGAUAGAGGCAUAUUCUGCUGUGAUGAAAAAUAAUGCACUGCUGAUCAGGAAGAUAUAGGGAUUGUAGUUUCAGAUGGUAAUUAUUUCUUGAAAUAGUAUAGUUAUUUUUAUUUGGUCUCAGAAAGUUCUUCUACCAUCGGUAGAACAAAAAGUUGGAAUUCUUUUUCAUUUUAAUCAUUCAAGUCGCUAAUAUUUUCAUUGAAAUGAUCAGGACAAUGUGGAAAAUCUACAAAGUGAAAAAUAACUUUAAAAUCUGUAAGAUAAACAUAUGCUGAUAUUCUUACCUGUGGAAUGAAAUAUGAACUUUUUUUUCAUUUUCCAAAUAUUUUGACAAUCGAAUAAAACAAUUCUUAGUUCUUGUUAACAAUUCCAACAAAACAGAAACUUCUCCCGUCACUGCUGCAACCAGGCAAUGUGAAUAAAAACUGUGAUAAAACGAACAAAUAACCAUAAUUAAUGACAACAUUGGUGUAUAUGAACAGAAUUCCAUACAAUGAAUCAAUAUAGCCACUCUAUACUACUGUUUUCGACACACACAUAUUAAACUAAUGGAAUAUAUCAAGAUGUAUGAACUGAAUAAGCUAGCCACUAGCUCCAGCGGAACGUCAGGAAGAAACUCCAAAAAAUCUAUGGCCUUCAAACCUGAAUGAAAAUAGUGACACUUAAAACCUCACCCGCGAAAGCCUUAACCAUUUUGUGGAGUACAUCAAUGCUCAACUUCGGAGAUACUCGUUAACCCAACACAUUUCAUCAUUUGAUUUGGAUGUGCAGUAAAUACCCCUAGGCACGUUCUAGGUGUAUGUGAUGUAUAAUUUCAUUUCUAUGGAAAUUAAUAUGUACUUUAUCUCAUUUUUCAUUUUUUUUUACUUCAUCAAGAUAGCAUAAUCCUAUUGGAAUCCCAGACAAAAAAUAUCUUAAUUGUUGUCAGUAGUGCCUCUGCUAUUUGAUCAACGUUUACCUCCUAACGAAAAUAUUUCAGAAAAUUUCCUUGAAAUUUUUAUUUUUCGGUAAAUAUUCUCCAACAUAAAAAUAAUGAACUCUGAUUAUAGCGAAAAGUGAAAUUUUUGCAUAUGUAAUUUAAUGAAGGGUUAUCCAUAAAUCAUAUAACUAGGUUUGUUCCUUUUUUAACAUUUGUCCUCUUUGUUAUUUAAUGAAUACUGGACGUCACACACAUCUUUUGAAAUUAAGUAUGAUUGUCGUAAUCAUUCAAGAAUUUCUAAUAUAUAUAUUCGUGGAUAUAUACUUUAUGGGAAGCCCUUUGAUUAAAAUUAUUUUGACUUGUGAUUUUUUCCAUUAAAUUAUUUUGACGAAAUUAAUUUUGCCUAUAUACCAGAACUGUGAAAAAUCUAUUAUCAAUGAUAUAUUUAUCAAUUAUCGUCAGGAAACGAGAUUAAACAUCACCUGAUGUGUCAGAUUCAAGUUCUGUUUUACCUUCAUGACAUAAAGAGUCUAUGACAUAUUUCUAAUUUGGGCAUUACUAACAAUGUUUCAAAUUUUCUAAAAACUAGAACUUUUUUUAAGGUGAAAAUAUUUAUCAUAUGUGUUCCAGACUUUUUCACUUUGUUCAUUCUUUUGUGACUAUGAUCUUUAGUUGAAAUGGUAGAAGAGUUAAAGGGUUGGACAGUGAAUAAAUAUAUUUUGAGACUAGAAGAUAUAAUGCUUGGGUUUGGUUAAAAACUCACCACGGUUGUAACAAUAUUCGUUUUAUGAACUGUUAGAGAACACAACACUUUGAAUAUGAGAAAUAAAGUUCUAGAUUAAAUUUAAAAUUAUUCAAUAAAAUCAAACUGGUUUUCAAAACAGAAUUGUACUGUAUUGGAAACUUUGUUAGUAUGUCUUGAUAAUAUAUUGGAAACAAGACUCAGUUGAAAAUAUGUAUAAAGAGUGAUAACUUGAUUUCCUGAUUGAAACAAUAUCUUGAUUUGAUUUUCGAAUUUUGAAAUAUCUGUUUGAAUUUGAGAAAUAAUAAAAAACAUUUUUAAAUAUAGAAGGCACCUUAAAUAGUUGCUUCUAUUACUUCAGAUAAACAUAUUCAAAAAUUGAAACUAGUUUUAUUUAGUAAUUCUUUGAUUAUAUUUUUUUGUUUAAAAAACAUAUUUUUGUAAUGUCAAAUAUAUUUAUAUUCGCUAUACAAUCUUUGACUUUUUGUUUGUCAUUGAUCCCAUUUCCACUAAUGCUAUACUUCCCACACAAUAGAAUUGGUGGCACCUCAUCAAUGAUGCUAUGCAGUGGCACCAAGCCACAGAUUCAAAUGCAUGGGAUGGCUUAUAUUGAAUUUUGAAUUUCAUUGGUAUGCUGUUGGCAACAGAUCCGAUGAUACCUUUAAUAUUUGGUUAUUGAUCAAUUCAAAUCUUAGGUUAUAUUUUCAAAUAUUCAAUAAUUUUUUGCCAAUCUGGUUACUCUAAAAUUCAAUUGCGCCCUUGAUGAUGUGCAUCAGAUUUCAUUUUGUAUAAACUAUGUUUUAUGUCACAUGUAAUGAGGAAAUAAAUAUACCACCAUA